CUAUGUAUUAUCCCAAAACAGUUUGACAUUGGCAUCCCGGCCAUGACUCAGUGCUGUAACCAGCUGGACAGUUGUUACGACACCUGUGGCUCCAACAAAUACCGCUGUGACUCCAAGUACCGCUGGUGUCUCCACGCUAUCUGCUCUGACCUGAAGAAAAGCUUGGGGUUCGUGUCAAAGGUCAAAGCCUGUGAGUCUGUAGCAGAUGCUCUGUACAACACAGUGUGGACGCUGGGCUGCAGAUCCUUCAUGAACAGCCAGAGGGAAGCAUGUUACUGUGAGGGUGAGGAGAGGGACGAGCUGUAGAGAAGCCCAGCUGGGACACAACACAACACUACUCAACACGAGAGAAAACUGGGAGGAGAGGGACGAGCUAUAGAGGACAUACAGGACAAUAUCCUCUUGCAAGGAUCAUCAAUGGAAAGGGUGCUUGGAACUCGACAUGGAUUCAUACAGUGGGACUUCACUCCGCACAAAUGAGAAUAUGACUUUAUUAUUAAUAACAUAGAAAAUAUAAUAAUUUUCUAUGACAACAUGAAAACAGACAGAGGCUUUACGCUCGAUGAGGAAAUCCCUAACAUGACUUUAUGACUUUAUGACCUAUGAGUUAAUAGUGGUUAUUAUGUAGAAUAAAAUACUAACAU
Molecule: messenger RNA, 644 nt
Organism: Salvelinus sp. IW2-2015
Lineage: Eukaryota; Metazoa; Chordata; Actinopteri; Salmoniformes; Salmonidae
Source: RefSeq, a predicted model, not a curated record